UAUGAAUCCGGACUUAAAGAGGUGUUCCCAGAACUUCAAGCUUAAGAAAUUAAACGGUCAAGGCCAGACUAAAAUAUCCCUAGUAGAGAAUAAGAAUUACACUUUGUUUCAUUCACAAAAGAAGGCUAUGAGAAAGCAAAAGAGGGGGAGGAAUAUAUGAAUCUCUCACAGUUCUUCAGAAAGUGUUGAAGGAAAGCAGAGUGAGCGCAAAUAGAUACCCAAAAGAUAUAAAGGAGGAUAAAUACAAUAAUGAAAAAUUUAACCAGGAAAGAAAGAAAUAUAAAAACUUACUUGCUAAGAGGGUGACACUUCAUCUAAAUAAAGAUUUAUUAGAUGUGUGAACGGUUGACAAAGAUAAUUACCUCACAAAAAGUUGAUCAAAAACUAAAACUAAUUCAAAACCAAUGAAAAAGAAAAGAUGACUUACUUCUGAAAAAUAUGGCAGAAAGUGUUCCAAACAAAAACGCAAUCCUGGGCUAAUAAAUACUGACAAAUCUAGUCCCUUUUUAUUAGCUCCUCGUUCUCCUCAAGAUCAAUCUCGAACUCCCAAAGAUAACCUAGUUUCUCCAGAUAACUCAAACAAAAAAUAAACUGAAUAAAAUUCGAAUGCAAGUGCGGAAAGGGGAAACCCUCCGCUCAGAUAUAGAGAUAGGUGUAGAUAAUAGUAGCAAUAGUAGAUCUAAAUUCAUUGUUAAAGAUAAUACUACCAUUAAAAGAAAAUCUCCUCUAGAUUAUGAAGCAAAUAAUCCAAAUCUAAUGCAGACCCAAACUCUUUACAGUAACUUUGCCAGUCUCCAAACUCGUAAAAGGGAGAGACCAAGACAUCGGAAGAUAAAUAGUGUAUAUGACCCACCUAAAAUGACUCUAAAACUUCAUGAUUUCUUAGCUCCUGAGGAUAGGCUCCCUGUGAAACAAAGAAUUGAGCAGUUGCAUUUUCUCACUAAACAACAGCAGAGGGUGAAAAAUGAUUUCAAUGUCACAAUGGACCAUAUUUAUCAAAACCACAAAAGAAGUUUUAGCUUCAAUCUUCAAGAUUUCCGCCUCAAGGUAUCACAGAAGGAAUCUCCUCAAGAGCCUAAAGAGGUCAUUAAGUUCAGUGUAUCAAGCAAUUGUGACUCAAAAGAGAUUUCUGAAAUCUCAAGUUGGGACGAAGACGAUUUCAAUAGUUCCUCUACUAGAAUCAAGAAGGAAGUAAAGCACAUCUCUUCUAUCAAGAUGGUCAGCAUGAACAAGUUCAAUACACGUUCGUUUGUUAAGAAAAGUCAGGAGGAAGAAAUUCACAACUUCCGCUGUAAGCUUGGGAGUUCUGGUAAAACUAUCAAAGAUUUCGAAAUGAGCAAGAAAAUAAGUAAAUUCAUCGACUUCCCCAUGUACAUCGGGUACUAUUUCAGAGAAAGUUUUAGAAACUCUAUUGGCAAUUUUCAGGGAACCAAGAAUCUAAUCAUUAAGAAAUUCCUUGAGAAUCCAAAGGUAAUCCAAAUAGAAAAGGACAUAUUUUUGCCUGAAAAAGUACUUGCAUAUAAGGAUUUAAACCAGAAACAUGUCAUUCACAGUUUGCAAGGAUUAAGCUGCUGCAAUGGGUUCUUAAAUGGGCCAGAUUGUGAGUAUAAGUCUAGAAAAGUUACACUUCCGCAUACUAAUCGUAAAAAGCUAGCUGUAUUUGAUAUGGAUGAGACCUUGAUUCAUUGAGUUCCUUACUCGUGAUACAAAGACAAGCCAGAAAUGAUUGAGGAAUGAGAUGUCUCAAUUGACUGUGAUAUUGGCCCUGACAACAAGCUUUAUGUAAAUAUUCGACCCUAUAUCAUCGAAGCAUUGAGGGAAAUAAAGAAAGAGUAUCAGAUAAUUGUAUUCACAGCUUCAGUCCAGCAAUACGCUGAUCCUAUCCUAAACUUCAUUGAUCCUGACCAUCAAUUAUUUGAUGAAAGAUUUUAUCGAGAAAGCUGAUUUGACACUGGAGAUGGAACCUCGGUAAAAGAUCUCAGAAUUUUCGAAGACCAAUGGGACUUAAAGAACAUUAUACUAGUUGAUAACUUCACUGUAUCAUUUGGAAUGCAAGUCAGUAAUGGUUUCCCAAUUUUGCCAUUCUAUGAUCGAAAAGAUGAUCUUGAGAUGGUUUAUCUGACAUAUUUCUUAAAAAGAAUAGCUAAAGAAAAUGAUAUUAGGAUUAAGCUAACUGAAAGCUUUUGGCUUGAAACACUUAAGAUUCCAGAAAUUUGAGACUCGAUCACUGGGGUCAUUGAAUACGCUGUAGAAGAAAUCUCUGAAGAUUGAUUUAAUACUCUCAAUAAUAAAACUCCUAUUCAUUCAAGAAAGAACACUAAGUUAAUAAAGGUACAAGAGCCAGUGACUCCUUGAAGUAUCUAUGAUGCUCCUUCCCAAAUAGUUCCUAGCUCGCAUGAUGUAUUUUCAAAAUUUACUAAGAAAAGCUACGGAUGAUCUCCAAGCAGCAUCGAACUUACUAAGGAAAAGGUUAUUGAAGCUACUGACAACCUCGAAGAAGCCUGAGAUUUGAGCAUAUCGAAAGAACCUGAGGUUCAGGAUAUCCCAAAGAAAAUGCACCAGGCCUUCCAUCAGAAGUCAGUUGUCUCACUCUCUACAAAGCUUAAUCAGAACGAUAGUGAGACUUGUGCAAAUAUUGGCCAUGAUGAUCGGAUAUUCAACAUUGCUUUUCUUAGUGAGAACCUGCUGAACAAAAAUGUUGGAAAAUCCCCAAUCUCUAAUCUAGAAUCAAUCAGAAGAAAUAUCUGAUUCACCGAAGAGGCUGCUACUACAGAGGAGGAUAUCAAUCUUGACAGCCUCCAGGAGAAGGAGAAUGAAAGUCGUAGAGUCCCUCAGAUUUUAGGACCUGCAAGCAGCCCCAAAAAACUAAUUGAUCUGUAA
This is a messenger RNA of Moneuplotes crassus, 2880 nucleotides long. Lineage: Eukaryota; Ciliophora; Spirotrichea; Euplotida; Euplotidae. The record is from the annotation of a GenBank genome assembly.